CGACUUCACCCCGACUUCCACAUUUCCUUGCAAGCCUCUCGUCUUCUCCCUCCCCAACCAAUCCUCAUCGAUUUGCACCGUCAAAAUGGCGCCUGCAACCGACGACAGCAGGACGUUGACGCCCGUGCAAUCCCACAAAACUCCCGUUGUCUGUGUGUUCUGCGGCGCCUCCAACGGCAACGACCCCAUUCAUCUGGACGCGGCGCGUUCGUUGGCCCGCGAAUUCCACCGCAAUGGCGUGAAGCUGGUCUACGGAGGUGGCACGGUCGGGGUCAUGGGCGAGCUGGCGCAGACCCUCGUUUCCCUCUCCGGCCCGGAUGCGGUCCAUGGCAUCAUUCCUCGAGCUCUGCUGCGCUACGAGCGGAACUAUGUCGAGACCGGUGGGGAGGUGGACCCGCAGAGUUUGAUCGACGAGAAUGUGUAUGGGCGGAUGACGGUCGUGGAGGACAUGCACCACCGAAAACACCUAAUGGCAAAGGAAGUGAUCGAGGGCGGAGCGGGCAGUGGCUUUGUGGCGCUAACGGGAGGCUAUGGCACGCUGGAGGAAUUGAUGGAGAACGUGACGUGGAACCAGCUGGGCAUCCAUGCCCGCCCCGUCGUGGUCUACAACGUCGCCGGCUUCUGGGAUGGCCUGCUGCAAUGGGUAAAGACGGCCGUCGAGGCCGGCUUCGUCCAGCCGAGCAACGCGGGCAUCAUGGCCGAGGCGACAACGAGUGAGGAGGUGAUGAAGACGUUGACGGAUUACAAGAUUGCGGAGGGGAGGUUCAAGUUGAGAUGGGGGGAGAAGUGAGCAAUGAUAGGGAUGGAGCGGGAUUAUGGAAAGGAUGGCGUCUAAUUAGAUGACUUAGAAUGGCGGAUGGGGAGAUAGAUCGAACAAUCAUGUUUGAAGUAACUGCUCGGAGGGACCACCGUGGUAAACUCUUCGUCGGUUGGUUGUCCAAUGUUCACCAGCCCUUGAGAGUCUUCCACACCCGACGUCAACGCCUGUUGCAUCCACAUGGAGCCUUACGGUGACGAGGACAUCAAUGCCAAAGGAGAAGCACCAAUUCGUUGGAAUGCAUCACUUCAUCUUUCCCGUCCCCUUCCCUCCACCCGUAGACGGUGUAUAGUCAUCCCAGCCGCCGAUCUCAACCGG
Neohortaea acidophila is the source of this 1135-nucleotide messenger RNA. RefSeq lists its product as uncharacterized. Gene Ontology annotation, biological process: cytokinin biosynthetic process. The record is from RefSeq and is a predicted model, not a curated record. The transcript has 3 exons. Gene Ontology annotation, cellular component: cytosol. NCBI's taxonomy places the organism in Eukaryota, Fungi, Ascomycota, Dothideomycetes, Mycosphaerellales, Teratosphaeriaceae. The coding region runs from base 86 to 790 and encodes 234 amino acids. Gene Ontology annotation, molecular function: hydrolase activity, hydrolyzing N-glycosyl compounds.